AUGGGUGACAUCAAGAAAGGGAAGAAGGUGUUUGUCCAGAAGUGUUCCCAGUGUCACACAGUGGAUGAGGGCGGGCGCCACAAGGUGGGACCCAACCUGUGGGGUCUGUUUGGGAGGAAGACAGGACAGGCAUCAGGCUACUCCUAUACACAGGCCAAUAUUGACAAAGGUAUUAUAUGGGAUGAGGAAACUCUGAUGAUUUACCUUCAAAACCCAAAGAAAUAUAUUCCUGGCACCAAGAUGAUCUUCAGUGGGAUCAGAAAGAAAAGGGAAAGACAGGAUAUUAUAGCCUAUUUAAAGGACGCCACCUCCUAAUAGACACACAGAAGACAAAGUAUACAGCUGUGGACAGAAGUAUCAAACAUCUAAGGAAAAAUACAGUGUUUUAUUUGUAUUAGUUUUGAUUUCAUAAUUUACAAUCGCCGUUAAUAUCUGUGUGUCAUGUCACAUUACAACAUGGCUGCCACACUGUUUUUGUGUAUAAGAGGCUGCUUUUAAUUACCAUAUGACUCAGUCUUCC
Scomber japonicus (chub mackerel) is the source of this 520-nucleotide messenger RNA. RefSeq names its product cytochrome c-a. Gene Ontology annotation, cellular component: mitochondrial intermembrane space. The record is from RefSeq and is a predicted model, not a curated record. Lineage: Eukaryota; Metazoa; Chordata; Actinopteri; Scombriformes; Scombridae. Gene Ontology annotation, molecular function: heme binding; electron transfer activity. The coding region runs from base 1 to 315 and encodes 104 amino acids. The transcript is spliced from 2 exons. Gene Ontology annotation, biological process: mitochondrial electron transport, cytochrome c to oxygen; mitochondrial electron transport, ubiquinol to cytochrome c.